ACCUGUGUUUACAUUUAGCGUGCGGGUUUUCAACAUGUCCACUCUCCGCUUCGGGCAGCACCUCAUCAAGGCCUCGGCUGUCUUCCUGCAGACGGAGCUCAGCUUCGCUCUGGUCAACCGGAAGCCCGUGGUGCCGGGACAUGUGCUCGUGUGCCCCCUCCGCCCCGUGGAAAGGUUCCGGGACCUGCAGCCGGACGAGCUGGCGGAUCUGUUCCGGACCACCCAGCUGGUGGGCGACCUGGUGGAGAAGCACUUCAGCGCCACCUCGCUCACCAUCGCCCUCCAGGACGGACCCGAGGCCGGGCAGACCGUGAAGCACGUCCACGUACACGUCCUGCCCCGGCGGGAGGGCGACUUCCAGCGGAACGACAGCGUGUACGAGGAGCUGCAGAGACACGACCGGGACAGCGAGGACGCGUCCUCCGGGUGGAGGUCCGAGGAGGAGAUGGGUGCGGAGGCUGAGGUCCUGAGGAGACUCCUGCAGAGGACAUGAAGUGACUGGGACCACAGGGACAGAAGUCCUCAUGUUCACCUGGAACAAUAUGCACUAACAAUAUAAAGUCCUUUGUGUGUGUAGCAAGUUUCCUUUAUUACCAGGCUUUUGAAGUUUUAUUCAAAGUUCAUAAUUGAUAAUUUCGUUUUUUCAGCAAAUAUCUGUUAUUGUCACGAGUAAAAAUCCAGAUGAAGUUGAAUUUCCUUACAAAUAUCCUUUGUCGUCAGGGAUGUGAUUACAAAAAUCUAAAUAAACAAAAGAGGUUAUACUUUUUUACCCAGCAAAUAUUUCUUAUUGUCAUCCUUGUGACACAAAACCAAUCAACAAUUUCCAUGUGUUUCUGUACAGUUGUUAUUACUGACUUGAUGAUUUCUCCUGUUUUCUAGU
Messenger RNA from Limanda limanda (common dab), 880 nucleotides. RefSeq names its product fragile histidine triad diadenosine triphosphatase (gene fhit). The record is from RefSeq and is a predicted model, not a curated record. Gene Ontology annotation, cellular component: plasma membrane; cytoplasm; nucleus. Bases 35 to 493 code for a protein of 152 amino acids. Gene Ontology annotation, molecular function: bis(5'-adenosyl)-triphosphatase activity; ubiquitin protein ligase binding. Gene Ontology annotation, biological process: diadenosine triphosphate catabolic process; intrinsic apoptotic signaling pathway by p53 class mediator; negative regulation of proteasomal ubiquitin-dependent protein catabolic process. NCBI's taxonomy places the organism in Eukaryota, Metazoa, Chordata, Actinopteri, Pleuronectiformes, Pleuronectidae. The transcript has a single exon.